This is a messenger RNA of Pseudomyrmex gracilis, 4270 nucleotides long. Its product is annotated as polynucleotide 5'-hydroxyl-kinase NOL9. The coding region runs from base 334 to 3093 and encodes 919 amino acids. The record is from RefSeq and is a predicted model, not a curated record. Gene Ontology annotation, cellular component: nucleus. Gene Ontology annotation, biological process: cleavage in ITS2 between 5.8S rRNA and LSU-rRNA of tricistronic rRNA transcript (SSU-rRNA, 5.8S rRNA, LSU-rRNA). Gene Ontology annotation, molecular function: polynucleotide 5'-hydroxyl-kinase activity. Lineage: Eukaryota; Metazoa; Arthropoda; Insecta; Hymenoptera; Formicidae. The transcript has 9 exons.
GGGAGAAGUCAGAUGGUGCGAAACGUGCGUAAUGCAGAAUUUACGAAUUAAUGAAUUUCGGCCAGUCGUAGACAUUCCGCAAAUUCUGUUCUGUAAAACCAGAGAGAAGCCUGAGAGUGGCCACGGCCAUAAAGACUCUUGAUAGAAGAUUAUAGAUAGAAAGAACGUCACAGUGUGAACAUUGUUUUUGAUGCAAUUUUAUAAAUUGCGCCAAAGAGAGAUUACAGCUGAUUGCACGGAGUGCAGCGCAAGCUGUGAGUUUGUGCUCGACCGUGCUCCAAAAAUCUCAUCACGUGGUGCGAGAUAAAUGGCUUGAGGUUAAAAUUUUCCAAGAUGUUUGAGGCUGUACGUAAGAUUGAGAAAAGAAGAAAAAAAGUAGCCGAACUGAAAGCGAGGCAGAUUAAAACAAAAUUGGCAAAAAGUAAAACACAAUUUGUAAAGAAACUGAAGAGAAAUCAGUUGUACAAGCCUAAAAAUAUGUCGUCUUGCAAAAUUGUUGCUGACGAUUUAGUUAAUAGUGAAAACAUUGAUGAUGAUGAUGAUGAUGACAAUAAUGAUGAUGACCAGAAACUUUAUUCAACAGAUCAUAGAACCAGUACUGCAAAGAAAGCAGUAACUCCAUCUAAUCUUAAAAAUAAGAGGAAACAAUCAAAUAGUCGUGAAAAUAGUAAUCAUGAAUCUUCUUCCAGUCUUGAACAUGUUACAAUUGAUACUACAGAAUGGGGUACUUUCGAACAAUCAAGCGACGUAGAUGACGAUUGGAAGUUAAUUUUAUCUGAUGAAGACACAGACGAUUGGACGCAGAUUGAUCUGAAAGAAAAGAGAGAUACAAGUGUAUUACCUGUAGUUGACAUGCUUUCAGAAAAUAUUGUUUCGCUAGAACUAUCAUCACAGAUACGUGAAAACGAUCAAACGCCAAAAUUGGCCAAAAAAUUGUCACAUAAGAAAGACGCUCAUAAAGUAAAUAAAACGUCCGAUAAAGAAGAUUCGCGCGUAUUAAAUGUUAAAUCCCAUAAUCGGAGACGCAGGUCUCGUACGCAAGCAAAACCAGAAAAGCGGACAUUUCCCGCACGUUCGAGAUCUGAUGUAAGUGUUGAAGAUGAUAGUAACGUAAUAGAAAAUACUACAGUAGAGAUCAGUUCAUUGGACAGCGAUACAUUAGAAGAUACAAGUUUCAGGAGUACUAAUAAGAAUUCUAUGUACAAAGAUUUGGUCGGAAGUACUCCUAGAAAAAGUCCUACAAAAAGCAGAUCAGCAGGUCGCAAUGAUAAUAUACGAGCGUACAAUCGCACGUAUUCAAAUUCAAACAUACGCUCACUUACACGCAGCUCGAAAGAGCCUGCGGUUUACUGCUUAAAAAAUAUAGUUAUUGUCAUAAUGGAAAAGAACAGCAAGUUCUGGUUUAACGGUAAAUUACUGAUAAAGGUGUUGUACGGCGCUGUGAAUGUCUACGGCUUCGUGCUCGACAGUUCAGGCGGUACCAAAGAGAUGUAUUCUCCGAAGGGAUUCAGUCUUGUCGGUAUUCAAACUAGCGCGGAAAAACCGUCUGAAAAUAAUAUCGAAGAUGUGUGGACGACGCUCGCCGAGAGAGGCAUCACUCGAGAUUCGGAAAGCAAACUGCAGGCCGAUAUCGACGGCGUUCGACCGGGAAGUGUCAUUUUUGUGCUGCAGAACUUCGACAACAAUUUGACGCUCUUUCUGAAGAAUCACUUUCCGUAUGUCAAAUUGUUCCCAGAGAUAAAACAAUCCUAUUAUCAUUCCUGGACGGAUCCCAAGCGAGCGAGAACGGUGCUGCAGACCAACUUAUAUUUUCAGAAGCAUGACAAUUACGAGAAUUUGUUCAAUUAUAAACCGUUGAUUGUCGAUUUCUCUAUCACAAUGAAGACCGCAACAAAGAUGUUGAACCGAUGGCGUGCAAACGAAUGGUCCUGCACGCUGAUCGCCGGUGGCAAAAACGUCGGCAAGUCAACGUUCGCGAAAUGUCUCAUCAACUGUUUGUUGCGCACUUCCGAGAAAGUGGUUCUGGUGGACUUAGAUCCUGGCCAGGCGGAGUGCACGCCGCCCGGUUGCAUCUCGUAUAGUUUGAUCGAAGAACCGUUGCUGGGACCGAAUUUCACGCAUCUAAAGACGCCGGUUUAUCAGCUGUUUCUCGACGACGUGAACAUUUCCCGAUGCGUCACGCGCUACUUGGAGGGCGUCAAGAUGCUAAUCGAACGAUUAAAGUCAUGUCCCGUAUUGUCUCGUUUACCUAUUGUGGUGAACACGAUGGGUUUCACGCAAGACAUCGGUUGGAACAUCAUGAUCUUCACGAUAAAACUGAUCAGACCGUCGAUCAUUUUGCAGUUAUCAUCGAAAAAGGAACAAGAAAAUUUCCCAGAUAAUCUCAAUUCGGAAGUUGUAAAUAAACAGGAAUUCACGUGGGAGUUUUUCGACGAGAAUUUUAUCGAUUGGAACAGACCGUGCGAGCACGAAUUGUGCUUGCUUCGUUCUUGGGCGAAUGAACUUCAAGUGCAGACGAACAAGUGGAGCAUGGAACCGUUUCAACAACGUGAGCUCGUGAUGAUGUCUUAUCUCAGCGAUAUCAUACCAAACAAAGACGAUUCUUUUCACCGCACGGAUCAAGUAGCGUUUAGGAGUAUUAACGAAGUAACACCUUAUUCGGCGCCUUUUUCUUCUUUGUGCGUUAUUCCUCAACGAUUGUUCGGCGUGCCAGCGUCGCACGUCUUGAACAUCAUAAACGGUAAAAUUGUAGCACUGUGCGGUAUAGAUCUAACGGAGGAAUCGUCGCAGGUGUCUGAAGAUGUCCUCAGUCUGCGAGUAUUGACGCAAAGGUCGCCUUUGUGCACAUGCUACGGAUUCGGAAUAAUCCGAGGUGUCGAUGUGGCACGACAGGAAGUGUUCAUAAACACGCCAUUGCCACUAUCGAUGAUGCAGUACGUCAACUGUUUGGCUGGUUGCAUUCCGGUUCCUCCGCCGCUGCUGCAGCUACGUCAGAACGCACCUUAUACUGAUGGAAAUCCAGUCUUACCAUUGAGUCAAGAUCAUCGCAGAAGACACACUCGAAUGAGAUUUCAUAAAAAAACGAAUAAAUGAUAAUUAGAAUAAAAUUGUGUGUAAAUAUAUACAUACCAUACAAUUGUGCACAACAUUACACAGACACACAAUGAUUUGGGAAAUCAAUUUUUCUUAUUUUCCGUGUCUAAAUACGUACUAUAUAUAUUCGAGGGAUAUAACACAUUUUAUAUAGUUGGACUUAUUAUGUUAGAUGUCUUCACCGAACUACCUCAAGAACUUGCUGUUAAUUCAGUAUGAUAUUUGUUGCAAAAGAGGUCAGUAACAAGUGAUAUAACAUAGAAAUGUACAAAUUUAUUAUGUAUACAUCAUUGACACUUAAGAAAGAGAGAUAUGUUUAUGUAUACCUAUAAGGAAAUAAAACUUUUAUAUUGUUUUCUAUAUCUAUAAGAAAAUAACUCGUAUAUCGCUAUAUUUUAAGAUGAAACAAAUAUGACAAGAAUUCGUAAUAAAAAACAUUUGAUCUAAUAAAACGUUUAGAGAUCUAAAUGAGAGUUUUAUCACACAAAACCGAAACGCAUUAAAUUUUGCCUUUUGGACAAAAUUAAAUUACUGCUUCUAAGUUUAGUCUCAUUAUUGUUAUUGUCUCACGUGAUGUUAUUUUUACAAUUCAAUAGAUAAAAAAACAUUCAUAAGUUUCUCUCUCUUUUUAAAGAUGGAUUUCUUCGAACGAUAUUAUUACAAAGUGUUUUUAUGAUGUUAUUUAUACAAGGUGUCUGAAAACUUUUGAUCAAGUCAAAGUAUGAAGUUAGAUUGAAUUAAUCUAAACCGAAAAAUCAUGUUCUAUUUGUUUGCAAGUUAUCGAGGUAUUAAUUAAUAUGUUAUUGAUUAAUACGUGUAAAUAAUUAAUACAUACCUAAUAAAUACCUAAUGCGAUGGUCCGGACCCUUUAGGUGUGUAUAAUUUUCGGUUGUGACAAUCAGCUAAUCACAAGAAGUCGAGUCACACGUCGCUUGCUUGUUUAUUAGGAGAUUGCAUGUGAAGCCAUUUUUUUACAACUAAAAAUCAUACAGAGUCCGAAUUUUUGCUUCCCACGCGCUCACAUUUGUUAAAUAAUUGCAAAUUUUGCAAAGUGGCAAAUGACUUUCUGUUCAGAUUGACUCAAUCUACCUUCACGUCUCGGUUUGGUCAACAUUUUUCAGACACUCUGUAUAAUAUUUUAAUUACAAAUGGAAAGAAAUGGAAAAGAAGCUUAUUG